Acanthoscelides obtectus is the source of this 1769-nucleotide messenger RNA. The record is from the annotation of a GenBank genome assembly. NCBI's taxonomy places the organism in Eukaryota, Metazoa, Arthropoda, Insecta, Coleoptera, Chrysomelidae.
AGAACGGUGAAAGCCUCGACGGAACGCAGUAUGGUGGAAAAAUUCCAGCCGUGAGUGAGCUACUUUUAGAGCUGAUGGUGCGGAUAACCGCACAACCGGAUCAGUGGGAGAAAGUUCAUAAAUUAUUACGUAACAUCGACGAUGAUCUAGUCACAUCAAGAGAUGUUAUCAGAAGGUUGGAAGCGGCAACCAACACACUGAAAAAAAUCGAAGAAAACUUGAAUCAUGAUAAAAAGAACUUAUCUUCAAUGAAAAGCAAAGGGCGCAUAAAAGAAAAUAAAAAGCCCACAAGAAAUUAUUCACAUGACAAUGGGAAACACAGAGCCAUACAAACAAAUUUUUCAGACGUAGUAGAGGAAAAGGAGUGGCCUAGCAGUAGUAAUAGUAGUGUACAGUUUGUAAAUAUUAGUAAAGUCAGUAGUGAUAAAAAUAACGAAAAUCAGUCACAGAUGGAUAGUAAGCCUGUGAAAUCGACAUAUCAGAAGAACUUUGCAUAUCACAGAGUAACAGGUAUUCCAAUGAGCUUAAACAGGCCCCCUAAAGCGUACAUGGCAGUAUCUGUACCUGAUCCCCAACCUCAAGUACCUUUGUCUUCCUCACAUACAUCCAAUGAGGAAGACGCCAUCUUGGAAAAUGAACUGCAUCAACUGAAACCGUGGAAACCGAAACAUGAAGUAGAAAAUAACGGGGAAUUAAAUUGACCUUACCGAGAAAAAUCUGCUCAAUAAAGAGGAAGAGGACAGAGUCGUGUAGUUGACAGUGAUGCGCUAACCUUUUUGUAUCAUAAAUUACAGACUACACGGUCUGGAGAUGGAAACGAAUAUUGGUAGCAGUAGAAGAAUUGAUAAAGCUCAGGAAGGCUUCGUUGGCCUAAGGCCAAGGAUACAAAGAUAGAAUUAUUCAUAAAAUAUUUUACAAAGCAACAAAUAUGGAUUCUAUUUCCCAUUCUUCUUUGUGAGAAAUAUCAUUAUACAUUCAAUCUACUUUUCCUGGAAAAUGGAAAUCUCCUACCACAGAUUCCGUGAGAACCCACAUGCCUAGGUGCGACUCAAGCCAAUAAUCCAUAUCAAAUGAUGAUCUUAUGUAUUAAUUUUUGAUUUAUAACGCUGAAUCAAUCAUAUAAGUUAGGUUCAUCCGUUUCCGAUGGUAUGGUCGAGUUGUACCAAAGAGCCGGUCAUUUCAGCUUAUGAAAGACCAGAUCAGGAUUGACCUGGCAUAUCAAUAACGGCACCUGCUAGGAAAAAUCUAGGCUAUUUAUGUAUGGCUAAGAAAUACGUUUCUCCACAUGUCAUCCUCACUCUGUAGGAGGCCCAGGUAAGACCUAGCCUCGAGUAAUCUUCACAUGUUUGGGGGGCUGCUACCCGACUAUAUUAUUCAUGCUCGACGCGGUUCAAAGGAUGGCUAUCCGACUGAUCGAUUACUCUUCUCUAACGAACAUUCUCGUGACCCUUUGGCACCGGCGGGCCACCGCGCGAUGUGCCCGCCAGACAGAACCGCCUGACUUCGACCUGACAUCCUAACCGUGUCGAACUAUGUACAUCCAGAACUGACCGAUAUGAUCGUUCCUUUGUCCCUACGGUGUUGAGAUUAUGGGACAAUUUAUAUGAAGGUUUUCCCAGUUCAGCUAACUUGGGCAGUUUAAAAGUCGGAUUAACAAAGUUUCUUUAACCUUCUCAUAGCAGCCGCGGUGCUCUAUCAUUUGGGCUUCUGAGAGAAAGAAAUUAUAUUCUUGAGGUCCCUUUAGAGGGGCUCUCUCUUUCCUAUCUGCC